Molecule: messenger RNA, 390 nt
Organism: Lactuca sativa (garden lettuce)
Lineage: Eukaryota; Viridiplantae; Streptophyta; Magnoliopsida; Asterales; Asteraceae
Source: RefSeq, a predicted model, not a curated record
AUGAAAUGCGGUGAAAUCCAGAAAGAUAUUGUGCAAGCAUGUUCAGAUGUAAUUUUAAAUGUUAUUAUGGGUGAGCUUGGAAAUGAUUUUUUUGCAAUUUUAGUAGACGAGUCAUGUGAUGUGUCAUGUAAAGAACAAAUGGCAUUGGUUUUGCGAUUUGUCAAUAGAAAAGGUGAAGUUGUAGAAAGGUUUGUUGGCCUUAGAAAUGUUAAUGACACUUCAGCUUUGUCACUAAAGGCUACCAUUUAUGAUAUGCUUUCAAAACGGAAUUUGAGUCCUAGUAGGAUUAGAGGACAAGACUAUGAUGGUGCUAGCAAUAUGAGUGGUGCAUUCAAUGGAUUAAAGACUUUGAUUAUGAAUGAAACAAAAUCUGCACACUUUGUUCAUUGA